UGAGCGUAUACAAUGGGCUUAAAAUACCAACAAAACUUAUUUUCGUAACUUAAUCGUUUUAUUUUGCACUUUAGACAAACUUUUCGUGUCAUUGCGAGGACAGUGGUGUUUACGUGCGCAACGUUACGCUUUAGUUUUAACCAAUUGUUGUGCGAGCAAAAACGGAGAUUGCCUCAGCUGGUUUAGCAGCCAGUCGAACUCUGUUUCUUCAUUCAUCAAAACCUUACCAGCAUAUUUCUGGACUUAUCCAACUUCUAUACGCUUUUGAUAUUCUGGACAGGACUGGGUCGCCACCCCUUGUCACAGCGCCAUGGCUGACAGCAGCAUAGUUACUUUAGGGCUGGGCCGCAGCCUGCUGGUAGACUCCUCCGUAUACGACUCCCGGAUGGCCGAGACCUCAAAGGAGCAAUUUUUCAUGGGUCUACAUGCAGACGAGACAGAGGAUGUAUUGCCCAGAGUUGAGACCAGGGUGGUGUUGGUGGGGGAGGCCGGCAACAUUGCAGAACUUGAGAAAGCUCUUCAGGCCAUCACAAUAAUGGAAGUCCCUGUGGUAAAGAUUAAAGAAGGGCAGCCGGGCACAGAGGCGUGUGAGAAAUUGAUAAAGUCUAUAGUCAAUAUGGAUAUAAACACCCCCUGUAUCAAGACUGACAAUGUCAGAGAUUUUGGUGACGGCGAGAACUGCGAGUUCGAGACCGUGUUUGUGUUGAAAGACUUCCAGGCUCCCGAAUACAGCUUCCUGUACAAGAAUGACAACCGUAUCCUGGGGCCUCCUGCCGUGAUGCACUGUGCCAGCAAGGGAGAGCCUCUGCCGUUCUCCUCCAGGCCUCUCUACUCAAUGACCAUGCUCAACUUGUCUCUCUGCUUCACCGGAUUCCGUAAAAAAGAUGAAGUGGUUACCCUGGUAAAUCUCGUCCAUCACAUGGGCGGCACCAUCCGUAAAGACUUUGACAGCGCUAAAGUCACACACCUCAUCGCCCGUUCAACACAUGGUGAAAAGUACAGGUUGGCAGUGUGCAUGGGCACACCCAUCCUCACCCCUGAAUGGAUACACAAGGCAUGGGAGCACAGAGAUGACAUUAAUUUCCAUGCAGGCAACGAGGAGUUUCGCACAGAGUUUAAGGUCCCUCCGUUCCAGGACUGCGUCCUGAGCUUUCUGGGCUUCUCUGAAGAGGAGAAAACCAACAUGGAGGAGAGGACACAGAAACACGGUGGACGGUUCCAGGCAGUGGGUGAUGCAAGGUGCACCCACUUGGUAGUUGAGGAGAACUCCAUUAAAGAACUGCCCUUUACUCCCUCCAAAAGGCUCUAUGUAGUGAAGCAGGAGUGGUUUUGGGGCAGUAUACAAAUGGACGCCCGUGCUGGGGAAAUCAUGUACUCUUACGAAAAGCCGGAGAGUCCUGCGAUGAAGAAGGCCGUGUCUCUGCUGUCUCUCACGACACCCAACAGUGGCAGGAAACGUCGCCGUCUUAGAGAAACAUUGGCUCAGCUCACCAAGGAGACAGAGAUUUCUCCCUUCCCACCGCGCAAGAGACCUUCAGCUGAACACUCCCUCUCCAUGGGCUCCCUGCUGGACUUCUCCAACACACCUGACACCUGCAAAUCCAGUGGAGAGAAUGCCAAACCCCCCAAAAGCUCAACUCCCGCCCUUCCUAAGCAGUCAGCGCGCUGGCAGGUCUCCAAGGAGCUCUACCAAACUGAGAGCAACUAUGUUGAUAUCCUGGCCACGGUCCUGCAGCUCUUCAAAUACCCCCUGGAGAAAGAGGGGCAGGUGGGCGGCCCUAUUCUAGCUCAGGAAGAGAUCAAGACCAUUUUUGGCAGUAUUCCAGACAUCUAUGAAGUGCACACGAGAAUAAAGGCGGAUCUUGAGGAGUUGGUGAUGAACUGGUCUGAAGAGAGGAGCGUUGGAGACAUUAUCCUGAAAUAUUCUAGAGAGUUGGUGAAGGCCUACCCACCAUUUGUCAACUUCUUUGAGAUGAGCAAAGAGACCAUAGUCAGAUGUGAGAGACAGAAUCCGAGGUUUCAUGCGUUCCUGAAGAUUAAUCAGGCUAAACCCGAGUGUGGCCGUCAGACUCUUGUUGAACUUUUGAUUCGUCCUGUGCAGAGACUGCCAAGUGUUGCCCUCUUGCUGAACGAUAUAAAGAAACAUACAUCAGAUGACAACCCAGAUAAAGUGACCCUGGAAAAGGCCAUCGAGUCUCUCAAGGAAGUGAUGACCCACAUAAAUGAGGAUAAAAGGAAAACAGAGGGACAGAAGCAGAUUUUUGAUGUUGUUUAUGAAGUGGACGGCUGCCCUGCCAAUCUGUUGUCGUCACAUCGGAGUCUGGUUCACAGGGUGGAGACCAUCGCUCUGGGAGACAAACCUUGCGAUCGGGGAGAACAUGUCACACUCUUCCUGUUUAACGACUGUUUGGAGAUUGCCAGGAAGAGACACAAGGUCAUAACCACUUUCCGGAGUCCAUUGGGUCAGACGCGGCCACCCGCCCAGCUCAAGCACAUAGCCCUGAUGCCUCUGUCCCAGAUCAGAAGAGUCCUUGACAUCCAAGACACAGAAGAGUGUCAGAACGCCUUCGCCCUGGUGGUACGUCCUCCUACAGAACAGGAGAACCUGUUAUUCAGUUUCCAGCUGACGGCCGAAGACACCCUCAAAUCCACCUGGCUCAAAACACUCUGUCGUCAAGUGGCCAACACGAUUUGCCGAGCUGAUGCGGAAGAUCUCAUUCAGGGCACCGAUCCUGACUCCGUCCAAGUGAGCACAAAGGACAUGGACAGCACGCUCAGCCGAGCAUCCAGGGCCAUCAAAAAAACAUCAAAGAAGGUCACGAGAGCUUUUUCUUUCACUAAAACCCCCAAGCGUGUGCUUCAGAGGGCGUUUAUGGCCAACGGUACCCCAGAUGAGAGGAGUCCUGGCCCAGAUGCCGAUCACAUGGGCCGAAUGUCCAGCAGCUCCACACUGGCUGCUGUUCAUUCCCCAUCGAUGAUCAACCUGUCCUCCGCCUUCGAGAGGAAGUAUCAUACCUUCAGCAGAUCCACAACUCACCUGUUCUGAACUUUGCAUCCUGAGUUGUCAUUAAUUUCCACACUACUACCACGUCCGCCCGACGCCUCCAGCCCAAGACCCCCACCUGGGUUUAAUUUGCAGCUCCAGAACCCACCAAAUGAAGUACAGCUUGUGUUGAUGUCAAUGUCUGGGCACAUUUAAUUAACCUUGAAGAGGCAUUUAUAACUGACAUGUUCUGAUUUUUAUUAGAGGGGUAGAGUAUUUACACUGUUAUUAACCACUGAAAGUAUUUCUUAAUGUUUUGCAAGACAGGCCCUAAUCUAAACUAAUCUAGUUUUCAGCUUUUAUAAAGCUAUACACAUCUAGCUGUUGCAUUUAAGUGGAAAUGCACUGGUUUAAACACGGCCUUACAUUUGUGCGUACUUUUAGAAGUGAUUUUUAUUGUUGAUUUAGGGGUAUUGAUUUCUAAAAGUCAAAAGAGUUGUUGCGGUCCGCCUGCCAUAUUUAUUCUCCAGAAUCACUUAUAUAAAUAGUUUAUGUAAAUCUUUCUUUCCGUCUCUAUUUAUGUGUAAAUAUUGUGAUUGUCAUACUAAUAAUAGUUUGUCUCCACUGCUUGUACCUUUUUGUAGUCUCUGCACUUAUGUCAACACGAAAAUGUAGUCAUGUUUCACGUUUGUCUGUAAAAGGGAAUCAUAUGUCUGCCUGCUGCAGAUUUGUUUGGAGUGGGUGGUUUUAUGUUAUUGUUUGACUACUUUUGAAGGUGACUUCAUUUAUUCUUUAUUAAUAAAAGAAGCAUAAAGCCUU
This is a messenger RNA of Sinocyclocheilus rhinocerous, 3802 nucleotides long. RefSeq names its product protein ECT2-like. The record is from RefSeq and is a predicted model, not a curated record. The transcript is spliced from 25 exons. Gene Ontology annotation, molecular function: GTPase activator activity; guanyl-nucleotide exchange factor activity. Gene Ontology annotation, cellular component: cell cortex; nucleus. Bases 311 to 3046 code for a protein of 911 amino acids. Gene Ontology annotation, biological process: mitotic cytokinesis; regulation of cytokinesis, actomyosin contractile ring assembly; nervous system development. Lineage: Eukaryota; Metazoa; Chordata; Actinopteri; Cypriniformes; Cyprinidae.